Molecule: messenger RNA, 438 nt
Organism: Pyrenophora tritici-repentis Pt-1C-BFP
Lineage: Eukaryota; Fungi; Ascomycota; Dothideomycetes; Pleosporales; Pleosporaceae
Source: RefSeq, a predicted model, not a curated record
AUGGGGGCUGCUGUCGAAGACGUCGUCGAGAUCGCAGUCGUAGUUGACGGCGAAGAAGACGUGGGCGUAGUCGUCGUUGAGGCGGAUGUCGGAACUGCAGUAGACGUCGACGAAGUAAAACUAAAAGACACCGACGACGAAAAACCCCCACAUCUCCCAAACCCCCCUCUGCACCCCUCCCCACAAUACGCCAACCCGUCGCCGCAGAAAAAGUACUCAGAACAGCAUGGUCCGAAGGCUGAGCCGGCGCAUGUUGUGGAGUUUCCGCAUUGGCCAUUUGUGCUGGGUGUUAGGGUUGGUAACGAGGUAGUCGUAGUACUUGUACUUGUACUUGUACGCGUUGUCGUAGAAGUCGUGCUCACCGAUGUAGACGUAGACGUAGACGUAGACGCAGAAGUGGAUAUAGGAGCAUCACCACACCUCCCAAACAACGGCUGA